This is a messenger RNA of Aspergillus ochraceoroseus IBT 24754, 1335 nucleotides long. RefSeq names its product DNA replication protein PSF2 (gene psf2). Gene Ontology annotation, biological process: double-strand break repair via break-induced replication; DNA replication. The transcript has 3 exons. The coding region runs from base 126 to 935 and encodes 269 amino acids. Gene Ontology annotation, cellular component: GINS complex; nucleus. Lineage: Eukaryota; Fungi; Ascomycota; Eurotiomycetes; Eurotiales; Aspergillaceae. The record is from RefSeq and is a predicted model, not a curated record.
AAUCAGUCCACCAGAAGAGAGAAAAUAGACAUGUGUUACAAUUGCUGGGUCCAGUAGUCCCGUUUGAUUUUUAUAUUCAUCUUCCUUCUCGCAUCAUCCCACUGAGCCCUCGUCGUGACGAGUCAAUGGCCUUUCCCCUCCAGCGGGGCAUCACGCCCCCGGAGAUCUCCUUCCUGGCCGAGAUGGAGAUGGUCUCAAUUGUGCCUCGCCAGCGAUUAGAGGGCCUUGAGCUAUUAGGAGGACCUGUUGAACCGUUAAUCCCUCCUCGUCGAGCAAAUAUCCCGUUAUGGCUCGCUCUCCUCCUUAAACGCCAACGCCGCGCAAACAUCCUCCCUCCUCCAUGGCUUCAUCCCGAGUACCUAACUAUGAUCCUCGACAUUGAAACACAGCACCACGACUACAAAGAUGCCUUCUCCCCUCCAAUGACACUACCAGGACAACCAGGUCUAUAUGACCGUGAUCAGAGACCCGUUGCCCGACCCCGGUAUACCCCCGAAGGCCAGCGAUACUAUCCAACACCUCCAUUCCUACCCCAGAACGUAGCGAAGGAGCAGGAAUCAGACCAGGCACCAGCAUUACCAUUUCAUUGGCUUGAGGUGGGGACAAUGCUGCUGGACGUAGCCAGUGAUGAUUUGGUAGAGCCGGACCAAACCCGGAGGCUCUUGAAAGAGCUGCGAGAAGUGCGCACAGCUAAGAUCCGCUCUGGGGUGGAAGUACUAGACAGCGCGGCAACGGCGGGAGGUGGCGUAGCCCUGACUGGGGUUGGGGCGAUGGAAAUCGGGGAGGGGAGAGGUUUUAUUGUUGGCGUGGUUGACGGACUCCGACGUAUUGGUGCAUCGAAAGAACAGGCUCAUCGCGAGCACAUGGCAGAAGAAAUGGCCAAUGGUGAAUAUGGCGCCACGCAGGACGACGAGGAUGACGACAUGGAGUUCUGAAACGACUUUUUUGGUAUUUCCUUUUCUGCAACCUGGAGUUACGGAAGGUACAACAAGGUGGCGCAUUUUCGCCUAUCCAACGGAUUCAUAUGUAUAUAUACCCUAUCUUUCCUUGCUGUAAAUGCAGGUAAUCUGAUUCAACCUAACACCAUGAACAUGCGACGCUUUGCUGCAGGACCAAAGAAAGGAGGAGGUGAGUAACGACGAAACAGAAACGACCAACGAAACAACUAAUAUGAGGUAAAAUAAGGAGGGUAUGUUGUUAAAAAAAAAAAAAAAAAGGCAACUUGCUGGGCAAACUCGCACAACCUCGGCCCGCAGAAGAUCUUACAUCCAGUCGACAACAGUACGAGUUGUUCAAGUGUAGUCGAAGCCACAGCGCGAAACAUACUGAAGAUUU